AUGAGAUUGGGUAGAAUCUUGAGUGUUUCUGCUCGUGUGGUCAAAGGAGUCCAGCGACCUGGGUUGGUGGGCCGAAAAGCAGCUUUGACAAUAACUCCGGAAGCUGUUAACAGAAUCAAGGACUUGAUGAAAGAUCGACCUGAUGUCAAGGCGCUAAAAGUGGGUUUUAUUUUUUUGCGGCGUUUUGGCGCCAUUUUUUAACGUUUAGGGGCGAAGCUGGGCGCAUCCAUGUAGUCGUUAAUAAGAGGUUUUGGGAAGGUUACAUAUUCAUGGACAUACCUAAAGUUAUUAAUUUAGAUUGGAGUCCAGCAAAGAGGUUGUAAUGGUUUAACUUACACAUUAGAUUAUGCCACAGAGAGGGCAAGGUUUGACGAAGAAGUUGAACAAGAUGGAGUGAGAGUUUGGAUUGAUUCUAAAGCUCAACUCAGUUUAUUGGGUUCAGAAAUGGAUUACAUUGACAACAGGCUUUCUUCCGAAUUUGUGUUUAAAAAUCCUAACAUAUCUGGGACAUGCGGAUGUGGAGAGAGUUUUAGUAUUUAG
Molecule: messenger RNA, 540 nt
Organism: Bursaphelenchus okinawaensis
Lineage: Eukaryota; Metazoa; Nematoda; Chromadorea; Rhabditida; Aphelenchoididae
Source: the annotation of a GenBank genome assembly